AUGCGAGUCGACCGGGACGAGUUCAAAGAGGCGGUUGAUCGCGUUUCGACGAUUUCCUCCGAGCGCGGGCGCGCAGUCAAACUGUCUCUCGACGAAGGCCGGAUGGUCCUGACCGUCAACAACCCGGAUUCGGGCAGCGCAACCGAAGAACUGGCGGUCGAAUACGACGCAGAGCCGCUCGAAAUCGGCUUCAAUUCCCGCUACCUGCUCGACAUCGCAAAUCAGCUUGGCAGCGACACAGCCCUGUUCCGCCUUGCUGAUUCAGGUUCGCCGACGCUGAUCCAGGACAAUACGGUCGAAGACUGCCUGUUCGUCCUCAUGCCAAUGACGGCGAGAGUGACACGCCUGUCCCUGACCGACUUCCGCAACCAUGAAAGACUGUCGCUUGAUGUCGCCUCGACCAUGGUUGCGCUUGUCGGCCGCGGCCUGCGCCGCGCAACGCUCGCGGACAUUGCCCGUACCCCGGGUCCGGGCAGCUGGAGUGUUGCGGCGACAGUUGAGCUUGACGGACUGGAAACGAAGCUUGGCACAGGACUUGUCGAAGGCGCGAGCGGACGGAAGGUCCGCAUUGACGGCGAAGAUGUGCGCGGCUCGGAAACGCUGCUCGACUAUGUGCGCGUCCUCUGGCUGGUGCCCGCCAUGGACGGCCUUUUCACCGGCCCGGGCUCGGACCGGCGCAGGUUCCUCGAUCGGCUGACGCUGUCGGUCGACCCCGGCCACGGCCGCCGGGUCAGCAACUUUGAAACGGCCUUGCGUCAGAGGAACAAGCUCCUAGAACAGGGGGGGACGGAGACUUUCCUCACGGCCCUGGAACAGCAGGUCGCGGAGCUGGGCACGGCCGUCUCCAUCGCCCGCCAGGAAACGGUUGAUCUUCUGGCCCAGACGGUUGCCGAGCAGAAAACGCAGAGCCAGCCGUUUCCGCACGCUUCGCUUGACCUGGAAGGGACAUUCGAGCGCGGCACAGCCGGAAUGAACGCGGCGGACCGUGAAGAGCACUACCGCGCUUUGCUGGCAAACGGACGGGCAAGGGACCGCGCGGCCGGACGCACGCUCAACGGCCCGCAUCUCAGCGACCUCAAGGUGCGCCAUGCCGCAAAGGACAUGCCCGCCGCACUCGCCUCCACAGGAGAACAGAAGGCACUCCUGAUCGGGCUGAUCCUCGCCCAUUGCGAACUCACCGCAAAGGUCAGCGGCAUGACGCCCCUUCUGCUCCUUGACGAGGUCGCCGCGCAUCUCGAUCCGGACAGGCGGGCGGCCCUCUUUUCCAAGCUCGUGAUGCUGGGCGGACAGGUCUUCAUGACGGGCACCGACCAGGCCCUCUUCGAAGCCCUGCCGGCGCAGGCCCAGAUCCUUGAAAUCGGCAGUGGUGAAGCCCGGCAGAUCACACCUGCUCCAACCUCAUAA
Symbiodinium pilosum is the source of this 1404-nucleotide messenger RNA. The record is from the annotation of a GenBank genome assembly. Lineage: Eukaryota; Dinophyceae; Suessiales; Symbiodiniaceae.